AAUUUGAACGCUGGAAUCAACGAACGCGCACUGCUUGCUCCCACGCCCGUACUGAGAUCAUCAGCGAAAUGUUAUUAGAAUUUCUGGCACUGUUUGGCAUUGCCUUUGCGCUGUUCUAUCGCUGGGCAACGGCAAACAAUGACUUCUUCAAGGAGCGCGGUGUUAGCUUUGCCAAGCCAAAGCUCUAUUUUGGCAACAUGGCACAAAUGUUUCUAAAACAAAAGGCCAUGUUUGAUAUCGUGUGUGAUUUGUACAACAAAGGCGGCAGCAACAAAGUUUUUGGCAUCUUCGAGCAGCGCCAGCCACUGCUGAUGAUCCGCGAUCCGGAACUUUUGCGGCAAAUAACCAUCAAGGACUUUGAUCACUUUAUUAACCAUCGCAAUAUCUUUGGCACCGGCACCGACGAUGAUCCACAUGAUAUGAGCAAUCUCUUUGGCAGCUCGCUCUUCUCCAUGCGCGAUGCACGCUGGAAGGACAUGCGCAGCACUCUCAGUCCCGCCUUUACGGGCAGCAAAAUGCGACAAAUGUUUCAGCUUAUGAAUCAGGUGGCCAAGGAGGCGGUGGAUUGCCUGAAGCCCGCGCAGACGGCAGCCGGAGAAGGCACGGAUCUGGACAUGAAGGAUUACUGCACACGCUUCACCAACGAUGUGAUUGCCUCCACGGCCUUUGGCCUGCAGGUGAACUCGUUCAAGGAGCGCGACAACACCUUCUACUCGAUGGGCAAGAAGUUGACUACAUUCAGCUUUCUGCAGAACCUCAAGUUCAUGAUAUUCUUUACACUCAAGUCGUUGAAUAAGUACCUCAAAAUUGAUCUCUUUGACAAGAAGAGCACAGAAUAUUUUUGCCGUUUGGUUCUGGAUGCCAUGAAGUAUCGACAGGAGCACAACAUUAUCCGCCCCGACAUGAUCAACAUGCUGAUGGAGGCGCGCGGUCUGUUCCAGACGGACAAGACCAAGACGACGGUGGUGCGCGAGUGGAGCGAUCGCGACAUUGUGGCUCAGUGCUUUGUCUUCUUCUUUGCCGGCUUUGAGACCUCCGCGGUGCUUAUGUGCUUCACGGCCCAGGAGCUGAUGGAGAACGAGGAUGUGCAGCAAAAGCUGUACGAGGAGGUGCAGCAGGUGGACAUCGAUUUGGAUGGCAAGGAACUAACAUACGAGGCCAUCAUGGGCAUGAAGUACUUGGAUCAAGUUGUCUCCGAGGUGCUGCGCAAGUGGCCCGCAGCCAUAGCCAUAGAUCGUGAGUGCAACAAGGACAUAACCUACGACCUGGAUGGCCAGACCUUGGAGAUCAAAAAGGGUGACUACAUCUGGCUGCCCACCUGCGGCUUCCAUCGGGAUCCCAAAUACUUUGAGAAUCCCAGCAAAUUCGAUCCCGAGCGCUUCAGCGAUGAGAACAAGGCCAACAUCCAGCCAUUCACAUAUUAUCCCUUUGGCCUGGGACAACGCAACUGCAUUGGUUCCCGCUUUGCCCUGCUCGAGGCCAAGGCUGUCAUUUACUAUUUGUUGAAGGAAUAUCGCUUUGCUCCAGCCAAGAAAUCCUGCAUUCCCCUGCAGCUGGCCAGCAAUGGCUUCCAGCUGACGCCCAAAGGUGGAUUUUGGGUCAAAUUUGUUCCGCGCAAUUAAUUUCUAUGCUGUGCCACAAUGCUUGUUAUAAUUAUUAAAUAUUUGCCUAAAAGUA
Messenger RNA from Drosophila subobscura, 1677 nucleotides. Its product is annotated as probable cytochrome P450 9f2. The transcript has 4 exons. The record is from RefSeq and is a predicted model, not a curated record. The coding region runs from base 69 to 1622 and encodes 517 amino acids. Lineage: Eukaryota; Metazoa; Arthropoda; Insecta; Diptera; Drosophilidae. Gene Ontology annotation, molecular function: heme binding; oxidoreductase activity, acting on paired donors, with incorporation or reduction of molecular oxygen; monooxygenase activity.